Aspergillus versicolor CBS 583.65 is the source of this 1278-nucleotide messenger RNA. RefSeq names its product putative pyrimidine 5'-nucleotidase. Gene Ontology annotation, biological process: nucleotide catabolic process; pyrimidine nucleobase metabolic process. Gene Ontology annotation, molecular function: nucleotidase activity. Bases 132 to 989 code for a protein of 285 amino acids. NCBI's taxonomy places the organism in Eukaryota, Fungi, Ascomycota, Eurotiomycetes, Eurotiales, Aspergillaceae. The record is from RefSeq and is a predicted model, not a curated record. The transcript is spliced from 5 exons.
CCCGGUAUGGACCGACCCCGGCCUGCUUCCAGGUUCACCUUAAAGAAAGCAGGGGCCUGAUUUCGAGUUCUAAUUGUUGUCGCUGAUUUGUAAAUGCGGCAAGGCGACUGUGACUCAUAGCUCACUUGAGGAUGAGUUUUCUCGCUCCUCUCCGCCCCUCCAAGUCCAUCCGUAUUCCCUUCUCCAGCACAUCGCAACUUCACCCCGCAUAUCAACCAUCGCCUUCGACCCGCACUCCCUUUCGCAUUCACGGUCAUAGCCACUGGCCAGGAACCGCCCCAAUCAAACACAGGCUUCUCAGCACAAUGUCGGACUCUCGGCCGAUUUUCUUCUUCGACAUAGAUAAUUGUCUUUACUCAAGAAAAAGCAACAUUCACGAUGAGAUGCAAAAACUAAUUCAUGAAUUCUUCGUCCACCACCUCUCUCUCAAAUCUGAAGAUGCGCACAUGCUACACAUGAAAUACUACAAGGAGUAUGGUCUCGCCAUCGAAGGGCUUACGCGCCACCACAAAAUCGACCCACUCGAGUUCAACCGACAAGUCGACGAUGCUCUGCCACUAGACCGGAUCCUCAAACCCGACCUCAAGCUGCGGAAGCUGCUAGAAGACAUCGACCGGGACAAGGUAAAACUAUGGCUUCUGACAAAUGCAUACGUCAACCACGGCAAGCGGGUGGUGAAGCUGCUGCAGGUGGACGAUCUUUUUGAAGGCAUCACAUACUGUGAUUAUGCGCAGCCACCACUCAUCUGCAAGCCAUCGCAGACGAUGUACGAUAAGGCGGAGAAGGAUGCCGGUGCUUCGGGUAAUCAGGAGAUUUAUUUUGUUGAUGAUUCUGGCCUGAAUUGCAGACAUGCCGCGACUCGUGGUUGGCAAGUUGCUCACCUUGUUGAGCCCGAGCUCCGUGCGCCCAAAGUUCCGGUCUCACAAUACCAGAUCCGGGAUUUGGAGGAGUUACGAACAUGCUUCCCUAGCCUAUUCAAGAAAUCAUAAUCCCGGAGUGGUGGAUUAAUACUUCAAAUACACGUUGAACGGUUUACAAUACUUGAUUCUACCAGUGGAUAGGCGGUGUUUAUACUUCUUACGGAGACUUAACCUUAUACAGCACAUAUCUUUAGACGGACAUGGAUAAUAGAAUAUAUUAUAUAGGAGUUAUUAUAGUCAUAUAAUCUCAACCAAUCUGACAGUCCAGCUUGUCACGACAGGGGGAAAGCAAACAAUAGUAAAUGAUCAAAAACAAUGAAAAGGCGUCAGCAAAUUAAAGAAGCCAAUUUGCAACUCC